AUGGCCAACGACCUCCGGACCGUGGUGUCCGAGCUGCACAACGCCCUGAGCCGGAACCAAUUCGAAGCCAUCAGCGAGCUGCUGAGCCGGGGAAAGCGCGCCCUCCUGCUGCAGAACGCGCUGAUUCCGACGCCCUCGACGCCGGCGGAGCUGAUCGCCCUGGCGCGCGAGGUGCUGGAGCUCGGCGCUCUGGCGUCGAUCCGCCAGACCGACGCUCCCACCUUCACGAGAUACUACCAGCAGCUGCAGCCGUUCUACGAUCUGGAGCGGGACAGCACGAACAACGCCGGCGCCGCGGCCUUUCAGAACAGCCAGCGCAGCAAGAUCACCGGACUGUAUCUGCUGCUGCUGCUGAGCAUGGGCGAUAGCACGAGCUUCCAUACCGUCUUGGAGGGCCUGGUCGAGGAGGCGAGUCUGAAGGGGAAGAGCGUCGAGGAUGAUCCCUUCAUUAAGUAUCCCGUUGAGCUGGAGCGGAAUCUCAUGGAGGGGAGCUAUGAUAAGGUGUGGCGUGAGACGAACUCCGAGCGUGUGCCCUCGGAGGAGUUCGCGCUGUUUUCGAAUGUCCUGGUCGGAACCAUCCGCAGCGAAAUCGCCGACUGCUCCGAGAAAGCCUACCCUUCGCUCCCGAUAUCCAACGCCAAGAACCUGCUUUUCCUGGAGUCUGAAGGCGCCGUUAUCGAAUUCGCCCAGCAGCGCGGCUGGGUCCUGCGUGACGGCCGCAUAUACUUCCCCGUCGAGCCCGAGUCGGCCGCGCGCUCCGAGAAGGAUAUCCUGGUGGCCAGUGGCACGAUCAUCGAGAAUGCCAUCGGCUAUGCGCGCGAGCUGGAGACGAUCGUUUAG
This is a messenger RNA of Aspergillus heteromorphus CBS 117.55, 840 nucleotides long. It is a transcript of the gene rpnL, whose product is annotated as proteasome regulatory particle lid subunit rpnL. The record is from RefSeq and is a predicted model, not a curated record. Bases 1 to 840 code for a protein of 279 amino acids. Gene Ontology annotation, cellular component: proteasome regulatory particle, lid subcomplex; cytosol; proteasome regulatory particle. NCBI's taxonomy places the organism in Eukaryota, Fungi, Ascomycota, Eurotiomycetes, Eurotiales, Aspergillaceae. The transcript is spliced from 2 exons. Gene Ontology annotation, biological process: proteasome-mediated ubiquitin-dependent protein catabolic process.